GUGCAAUUGUAAGAUGACUGAUGGAAAGGGACAGCACUACUUCAGGCCAAAGCUUUGUACACCGGGACGUCAAAAGCAAAAAGAACCAUCACAAAUGGCGGAACCGCCGAAAAAGGUUCAGGAAGGUUCAGCCGCCAAGGGAACACGACCUGAUGGUGCAGCCAGUCAUCCAUUAGACGGCACUGAAGCGCACGCUUCCAAUCCUGCAGAUUCGACACUUCCACCUGAGACCGGAUCGCAGCAAUCGCUAUUCUCGCUUUGGGAUGCUUAUCCUACCUUGUCUUCUGUCUCGCAGGAUCCAAACGGCGUGCCACGGUUUGGUGGACUAUUCGCAUGUUCUGACGAUCCAUUGUCGAUAUAUUACCAAUGUCCAGCGUCUGAUGAUCCUAACGCACCUCAGCAAUACCUAUACACGGGCCACUUUUCAGGAGACCCCAAUACAUUCUAUGGACAGCCGGAAUGUGGACCAUCGACAAGUUGUCCUCCAAAUGGACCUCCAUGGCAGAAACGCCAUGAAUCAAAGCGCGAUGUGGGCGAUUCUGGCAGUGUCUGUGCUCUUCAAGCCCGUGGUGACCGCGCACAGCGCCCUGCUCCUUUUGUUUGAUGGCCGUGUUCAAGUCUCACAUGGUGUUGUUCUGUCUUUGCAACUGAGCCAAAAGGUGAUGUACGCAGCAAAUCUGAAAACUAUGUUUGUAGUUGCGAUUUGAUAUGAAUUCGAAGCUUCAAUCACGUAUUGAUUGAGAUCUCCGUUGACGACGAGACCCUCAGCAUUACUAUCUAUCAUGACUACUGAGAAAUAUUCAACGAGCUCAACUAGCAGCGCCCUCCAGUGACCUGAGC
Messenger RNA from Protomyces lactucae-debilis, 840 nucleotides. RefSeq lists its product as uncharacterized. The coding region runs from base 14 to 604 and encodes 196 amino acids. The transcript has a single exon. The record is from RefSeq and is a predicted model, not a curated record. NCBI's taxonomy places the organism in Eukaryota, Fungi, Ascomycota, Taphrinomycetes, Taphrinales, Protomycetaceae.